AUGAGACCGCCUCAGUCCCUGGACGACCCUGCCUCUCUCUCCUUCGCCGACCUCGUUAAGCAGCAACAGAGCGCGUCUUCCUCUCAGACGGAAGGCCGCGGAGAUCUUCUGCUCGCGUACGGCUCGUGUCUCCUCAGGAAAUUCAGAGACAAACUUGGAGAUGCCUUGUGGGGCGUGCUGGAGACAGUGUAUCUGCAGGCGCUGGAAUUCCGCCAGGAUCGAUGGGCCACGUAUUGUCUCCAAGCUCUUCAGACGCGGUGGAGAGACAGCACACGAGUGAAGCGCCUCAAGGGCAUCGCCUUGGAGGCGCAGGGUCAAUGGGCCGCAGCGCUCUGUCACUACGAUUCCUUGCUCAGUCAACAGCCGCAUGACCCUCUAACGCGGAAACGCGUGACUGCUGCUCUGAAAAACCAAGGUCGUGUAUCGGAAUGCAUUCAAAUGCUUUUCCUGCAUUUGGAUGAGAUGGCGACCGAUGCGGAGGCGUGGCAGGAACUGGGAACGAUUUACGCGAGCGAAGGGCGCCUCGCGCAGGCUGCGUUUUGCUUUGAAGAGCUGCUCGUUCACGAUCCUCUUAAUACCCUCUUUCUUUGUGUGUAUGCAGAGCUCCAGUUCGGACUCGGCCGCUUCCGCCUGAGCCGUCAAUACGCGGCGCAUGUCGUCUCUCUGCAGCCGCAGAACAGUCGGGCGCUGUGGACUCUGAUUCUUACGUCCAGAAACUCACUGGAAAACGCAUGCGCCAACCGGAAGGGAGCAACUCGGGAGAGGGUGAAGAAAGCCGACAGAGACAGAGCGCUCAACAGGAAUGGCACCGGAGCUGCGGCGGCCGAAGACGAGUUGAAAACGCUUCUUCAUCUUUCUCUGGGCGCAGUCAGAAGGCUCGCGGGGAUCUACGAAAAGGCGCUGGCAAAGGGGGAGGAAAACGACGACACCCCAGGAGGGCCUCUGGACAGCGCGUUUGGUGCGGCCGCGCUGAGGCGUCUCGCAGCGCAUCGAGUCUUCUUCCUUUCCAGAGCCAAGGAGGUGAAUGCGAAAGUUGGAAAGUAG
Molecule: messenger RNA, 1044 nt
Organism: Toxoplasma gondii ME49
Lineage: Eukaryota; Apicomplexa; Conoidasida; Eucoccidiorida; Sarcocystidae
Product: tetratricopeptide repeat-containing protein
Exons: 8
Coding region: 1-1044 (347 amino acids)
Biological process (GO): protein folding in endoplasmic reticulum
Cellular component (GO): EMC complex
Molecular function (GO): protein binding
Source: RefSeq, a predicted model, not a curated record